UCCGGGCCUCGCCUCCAUUUGCUUCACUCAUCAUCUCUCCCCGGAGGAGUGUGAGCUCACAGCAUUUUCUGAAAGGUACGCAGAGAAAACCAACUUUCCAUCUCCUCUUCUUACCUAAUUCUUCACGUUCUUGUUCUUCCGGAAUCUCCGGAGACUUCUUGCUUUCACUUUUGCUGUGUGAAUUGUUGCUCGGGAGAGAGAAGGAGAGAUAUGGGGAGGGGUAGGGUUCAGCUGAAGAGGAUAGAGAACAAGAUCAACAGGCAAGUGACCUUCUCCAAGAGAAGGACGGGGUUGUUGAAGAAAGCCCAUGAGAUCUCCGUUCUCUGCGAUGCUGAAGUCGCUCUCAUCGUCUUCUCCACCAAGGGAAAGCUCUUUGAAUACUCCACCGAUUCAUGCAUGGAGAAGAUCCUUGAACGAUACGAGAGAUAUUCAUAUGCAGAAAGGCAGCUUGUUGUGACUGAUGCUGAACAAACCGGUUGCUGGAGUCUGGAGCAUGCAAAGCUUAAAGCUAGACUUGAGGUUUUGCAAAGAAACCAAAGGCAUUACGUGGGGGAAGAUCUUGACAGCCUAAGCCUCCGAGAGCUGCAAAAUUUGGAGCAACAGCUUGACUCUGCCCUUAAACUCAUAAGAUCAAGAAAGAACCAACUCAUGUUUGAAUCAAUCUCAGAACUUCAGAAAAAGGAUAAGGCUUUGCAGGAGCAAAACAACUUGCUUGCAAAGAAGGUAAAGGAAAAGGAGAAGGGACUAGCCCAAGAAGCUCAAUGGGAGGGACAAAAUUUUGGCCAAGACACAUCCCCAGUUGCUCUUCCACAUCCAAUGCCACCCUUAACCAUCAAUAGCAAUGGAGUAGCGGACCACGAAGGCAAUCCACCACAACAUCGAGCCAAUGCACUCUUGCCACCAUGGAUGCUCCGCCACCUCAAUGAGUAAGGAUUAGUAGAGCCAACCUUUGCUCUCUCCACUAGUUAUGCAAGUUUGAUGUGUCUAAUUUCCAUGUUGAUGCGGGAACUAAGGUCAAGUGUGUUAAUGUCUAUAAUAAAAACAUAAACACGUUUGUGUUAAAGUUUGGGAUGUAUAUGUUUCCAAGCUACCACGACACUCUGGCAAAUGCCGCUGGUAUUUUGAUAUAUAUAUAUAUAUAUAGAAGUUCCAAGACAUGGCAACUCUGGUGAAAUAUUGUUAUUUAUGAACUGAUAAUAUAAUUUUAAUUUUAUA
Molecule: messenger RNA, 1215 nt
Organism: Rubroshorea leprosula
Lineage: Eukaryota; Viridiplantae; Streptophyta; Magnoliopsida; Malvales; Dipterocarpaceae
Source: the annotation of a GenBank genome assembly